AUGGAUCUAGACUUCUAUUUCCAGCAGCCCCGACAUCUAUAGGUCCCUCAGAGACAGUGUAUCUAAAGCACAUGGAAUAUUCAAAGGAGGUGCCAUCUUAAUGUGGCUUUAGAAUAUUGAUUUUUCAGAAUCUGAGAUGAGGUAUUCCAGAGAGAGAGAAUAACACAACGCAAAACCACAGAAGCAUUGGAAAACAAGGCAUGCAGGGAGCAGUAUGUUGUUUGGUUUGAAUUGUUUGACACAGUGACUGCCUACAUUAAAACCUUGGCUCCCUCCAUGCAGGCUGUGUAUUUUGGACAAGCCACUCAGCUUCUCUAGGACUUGGCUAACAAUCCAUCAAAUGGGGAGAAUUAGAGCACCUAACGCAUAAGUUGGUUUAAGGGUUAAAGGAGGUGAUAGAUAUAACUUGCUUACAAAUGUCUAGCAUACAACAAACACUCAAUAAAUGGUUGUUAUUGUUUAGUUGUAAUAACAUUGUGAACAUAGAGCACACUGGAGCAGACAUGAAACUGGGAAGCAGAAGAGAGAAAAUUAUACAGGGUCUUAAAUUGUGGCCUACUGAGUUUGGACUUUAUCCUAGAAAUGGAGGGAAGCCAGUAAAUGUUUGAACAAGGGGCAGACAUGAUCAAAUUUUUCUGUUAGAAAGGUCACGCUGGCUGCAAGGAGGAGGGUGGGAAGAUCUGGAGAGAAUGCAGGCAGAGCUGGUUGGGUGUGGAGGAUGAGGGUGAGGAAGCUCAAGUUUGGACAACUGGAAUGGGGAACUCACAUUUUCUGAGAGAUGGUGUUUGGCCUUGGCUCUGUGGCACAUAUGGUUCUAGGAAAUAGAUUUGGGAGCUACCUCGGUGUCAACUUGGGUUUUGGCUUUGGAGUCACCAUGGGAGUGCACGUGGCAGGGAACAUCUCUGGGGCCCACAUGAAUGCAGCCGUGACCUUCACCAACUGUGCACUAGGCCGCAUGUCCUGGAAGAAGUUUCCUGUUUACAUCCUGGGUCAGUUUCUGGGUUCCUUCCUGGCUGCUGCCACCAUCUACCUCCUCUUCUACUCAGCCAUUAUCGAAUUUUCGGGCGGACGUCUGGCAGUGACUGGUCCCACAGCCACCGCUAACAUUUUUGCCACCUACCUUCCUGACCGCUUGACGUUGUGGAUGGGCUUCCUGGAUGAGGUGAUAGUGACAGGGAUACUGCAGCUAUGUCUCUUCGCCAUCACGGACAAGGAGAACAACCCAGCACUACAAGGGACACAGGCCCUGGUGAUUGGCAUCCUCAUUAUUGUCAUUGGAGUGUCCUUGGGCAUGAACACAGGCUACGCCAUGAACCCAUCCCGGGACCUGCCUCCCCGCUUCUUCACUUACAUUGCUGGCUGGGGUAUACAGGUCUUCAGGGUCCGGGAUUGGUGGUGGGUGCCAGUGGUGGCACCGCUCCUAGGUGCCUACUUAGGUGGCAUCAUCUACUUGGUCUUCAUUGGCUCCAGCAUCACACAGAGGCCCCAGAUAUUGGAGAACUCCAUGGUGUAUGAAGACCGCAGAAUACCCGUGCUGCCCAAGACCAUGCAAAUCCCAUCCAUGACCUCUUCCCUCACCCCUGUCUCUGUGUCUCCCGCCAACAGACCCUUAGCCCAGACUGUCCCACCCUUAAGUGACCCCAUCCACCUACAGCACUUCUAAGUGCUUACUUCUAAGUAAGAUUAUUUGUGACCCUAUCCCCCCACUCCAAUAAAGAAAGCCUUGUCCAACACAGUGGCACCCUCACUUCCUGGGUGCCUCCUGUGGUUGGGCUUCCCUCCUGGAUUUUUCCAGGAACUCCAUGGUUAUGCAGUAGUCCAGGGCUGGAGCACAGAGCUGAUAGGUCUCUAACUCCUUCCUGCCUUGGGAGCUGGGGCGACCCUGGGGGAGAAUGGGGGAAGACAACCUACGGCCUCAGUAGGAACAGGAGAUUAAAGGAUGCCAGACACAAAAUGGUGGAUUUUUCAGGCCUAGCGUAGGGAAGGGAUGGUUUUGGGGGAAAGGAAAACAGCUAGCUGGGGGUGAGCAGCCCUAGGAUAGGACUCUAGACUCUCCUUCAGUUCUAGCUAGUCCUUGGACCAGAUAAAACAAGGCCCAAGCAUAUAGAUCAGAGUUUCUCAACUUUUUUUUUUCAUUAUUAGUCCCCUCAGAAGCCUUUUAGACAUUUUUAUUUAUUUAUUUAUUUAUUUAUUUAUUUAUUUAUUUAUUUAUUUAUUGGUGUUCAAUUUGCCAACAUAUAGAAAAACACCCAGUGCUCAUCCCAUCAAGUGCCCCCCUCAGGGCCCGUCACCCAGUCACCAUUUUCUUUCUUAAUCACAUAUUUUAAUCCCAUAGGUAUACUUAUAUCUGUUUAUUUUAUACAAAAUACAUUAUACAAAAAAGAGUAAGAUUUUUUCAUCUUCUUCCAAAAAUCCAUGUUCUCACCCCUGGAGGCAAAAUCACCCCUUGCCUUGAAAAUGCCUAAUGUAGACUGAAAGUAGGUAAGGGGUUUGAUUCCACCAAGGAAAUCCAGAGUCAGAAGGAAGAUGCAAAGAAGGAAGUUCUUUCAAAAGGUACAGAGAUAGGAAAUGGCUUCAUGGGAUUCAGAUGGACAGGCACAGAGGUUGCUGGAGGUGGGACAGCCAGCAUCUUCACUCACUCCGGAAUGGAGCAGGAAUUAUCCUGCUUUGUGGGACUCAGAGGCAGCAUCACCCAUGGUUCCUGUCAUUGUUUGUGCAUUCAGCCUUUCAGCAAUUAUUGAGUACCUCCUGUGUGCAGGCCCUGCCUGGGCACUGCAGAUGUUGAAGAGGGUGAGGCUGAGUCUCUGCCUUCAAGGAGCACAGUCUAAUGAGGAUAGGUAAUCAUGCGGAAGGAGCUAAGUGGCAGAGAGGGGGCUGUGGAGUUCAGAGGGGGAUCCUAGCCCAGCAGUGGAGCAGAGGUCAGGGAUGGCUUUCCAGAGGUGGAGGCAGAGCGAAUAGAGGAUAAGGUUGUCUGUUCUGGGGUUGUUUGCUUUUUGCAAUUGAGGAGACCGGGGCAAGGAGGCUGGGCUUUCUUCUGGAGAUGGGAACAUGGUGACAUGAGAUUUAGCAAGCUUCCCUGAGCUGCAGUGUGCAAGCUGCUGGGAAAGGGGAAGAUUGGAGCCUGUGGUGGAGUAUGGGGAGAGGCAAUAGUCCAGGAGGAGCAGCAGGUGGGGGAAAGAGGAUUCACUAGAUACCGAGGAGGUAAAGCCUAUAUGGCUUAGGCUUAAAUUGGGAGAAGUGGGUAAGGACUGGCAGGGGUCAGGCUGAUUUCAGUUUUUGGCUUGGGCCUGGGGCAUUGGAGAUAUGCCCCCUGAGAAUAUGCAUGGCAGACAAACUGGUUUGGAGAGGAAGAUAAGUUAUAUCAUGGAUAUGUUGAGUUUGAGUUGCCUAUGGGACUUAGGGGCAAGAAGUGUGUAUCUUGAGCAAGUUACUUAGCCUCUCUGGGCUUCCUUUAAAUCAUUUGUAAAAUGGAUCUAAUACCACCUACCAUUUGUGUCGCUGUGGAUAUUCAAUGAAAUAAAACAAAACACGUACAACGCUGAGAAUAGUGCUUGGCACAGAGUAAGUGCACAAUAAACUAUUAUGUCUUUUAUAUGGUCUGGAGUUCAGAAGAGUUGAAGAUAGAGAUUGGGGAAGUCAUGGCUAUGUGGAUAUCAAAGGAGGGUCAGUGGACAAUGUCCUGGGAGCAUAGCUGGGAGGUGGGGAGUGGGUACCUGAAUGAGGAGGGGCACAAGGUGGGUGAUCACGGGGCCUGGAAACAAAGCCAAAUGCCCAUCAGUAUGCCCAUCAGUAGGGGAGCAGGUACUUACCUUGCCGUACAGUCACAUUCAACAGACCUCUUUAGACUUCUGUCAUCCCCAUGUCCCUAGGAGAUGGCCUUGGAGGUAGGGCAGUCAGUGGGUCUAUCCAGAACCUGCUUGCUGUCUACUGCUUUGCCACAGACAUGCAUUAGGCUCAUUGCCCAUAAUACCCUGCAGUUUUUGAUUCCAGGGUUAGGCUCAGAUGAGCCCUGACCAUGGUCACACAGUGUUUCUGUGCACAGACCCCUUUCAUUUUCUUGGCAGAAGUUGGUUGAAAUUCUACAAUAUGCCAGACACCAUUUUGGUGCAGAGGAUAUAGGCACAAAAAAGAAACUGGAGUUCUUGUUCUCAUAGAGCUGACAUUCUGUGCAAAACAUAGUGUGUUAGUGAUACAUACUAAGGAGGAAAAGCAGGAGAAAGGGACAGGAAGUGUGUGGGGCUCUAAAGACCAAAGACUUCACUGAGAAGCUGACUUUGAGUACAGAUCUGAGGGGGAGAGGGAGUGAACUGUGUGGACACCUGUGAGAGGAGCAUGCCAGGCUGAGGGAACGCCACUGAAGGGCCCUCAGGUGGGAGCAUGGAGGACUGCUGCUGGAAUGGAAAAAUGGAGGGAAGAGUGGAAGAAGGUAAGGUCAGACAAGUAGGUUAAAACUGAGGCCAGGCCCAGAGGAGAGGUAAGACCAAGGCCUGGGGCAGAGGUAAGGGAGGUCUCUGGAAGAGAGGGGCAGGUCUCACUGCAGGCAGGCAGAAGGGAAUGAAGUAGAAUAGGGUGGGUGGGUGUCAUGGUGCCUUGUGGGUCCCUGGCUCUUAGCUCUGCUGUGUGUCUGUGUGUGUGUGUCUCUCUCUCUCUCUCACACACACAGUCUCUCCUAUAACCACUCCCUGGCUGGAUCCAGGAGACACAUCAUUUAGCUCUGGGAGCCAGGUUAGGAUAGGAGUCAUGAAAGUCCUGUCUUUGCUCCCUGGCCUCAGACUGGCUGUGUGACCUAGAUAGAACCCCUCCCCUCUCUGGGUCUCAGUUUCCCUAUCUGUGCAUUGAGGCUUGGAUGCGUUGGUGUCUAGAGUAGACCCCAGAUGUGACUUCUUCCAGUACUUUGAAGUCUCAUGUCAUGACCCCACUUCUCUCCCCCCCUCCACCUUGAGGCUGUGGUUGAAAUGGGGACAGGGUACGGCAGGAACAUCCCCAGCCUCAGGCCAGGCCACUGCAGGGCUUGCCAGAUAAAGGCUAGCUCCUCAGCCUGGUGGUCCUGGCUUUGGGAGAGCCCCUCACUCCCUGUCCUUGCCUGCUCUCCCACUCCCACUCAGAGCCUCCAAGGGAAGGCACUCGCAGGCAGCACUCUGGUCUGGCUAGUCUGUCUCUUCCCUCAGGAUGAGGUUCUGUAGCCCAGAAAAAGUUGGAAGCAGCCAUCUUGUGCCAGGCUGGGGUGCUGAUGCCCUCAGUAGGAGGCAGCUAUGGUUGCUCAGCUGUACAGCCUGGCUGUGGCCAUGCACUGACCUCUGCCGAACCUAAAGUGGGAAAGAGGUAUGACCCAGCUCUCCUGGGUGCCACAGCGUCCACACUGUGGCACCUAAGAGCACAAAGAGGGCAGCCAGGCUGGAUGCAAAUGCUGGCUCUAGCACUCACUAGCUGGAUAACUUUAGGUAAGAGGAUAAUAAUAGCUCCCACUUCACAAGGCUGCUGGGAUGAGAAAAUGAGCUAUGCCUGGCAUGUGGGCAGUGUAUUUGCUGUUACCACUUUACACCCUUUCGUGGUCUUCAUAUCCUCAUGCCCAUCUUAUAUCCAAUAAUGCUGAGGCCUGGGAAGAUUGGCUUGGUAAGGGGUAAACAGUAGGAAUUCUAGUCCUUACCAAUUUGGUUUUGGCUAGUUUUUUUGUUUUGUCUCUAAAUUGUGCAAUAUACUCUAUGAACAUGCAUAUAUUAUAUACAGAUACGUUAAAAUAAUGAAACACUAAAAAAACAAAGACCCCCCCCAAUUAACAAAUAACCCCAAACACCUAAGUGCCCUCCACUGAGCUUUGGCAUGUUAUCGAACCUCUCUGGUCCUCAGUUUCUUCAUCUGUAAAAUGGGGAUAGUGAGGCUCAGAGGGAUGAGGUAUUUCAGGUUUCAGUUUUGCCAUUGGCAUUUGCUAUGAUGAAGCAAGGUGAGGAAGAGUUUGUCAGAGGCCAUGGUCUUCGCUUAUGUCUGUGCUCAGAGUCAAGGGGAUGGGUGGGUGCUGGAGGGGAUGCUCUAUGCUCUGGGCUCUGUGGGGGGUCUGGAUGAGGGCAGCUGGAGGUUCAGAGGCUGGGUCAGGGGCAGAGAGAAGACACACAACUACGAGCCAGGUACACCCAGGCACACAGAUGAGGUAAAAAAUCUAGGACUGAGCCUUUGAGUCUUCCAGGGACCCAAAGCCACACUGACCGAUUCCUCAGAUGGGGGUGGUCCUGGCUGACAACAGUCCAGCCAGCACCAGCAAGAACGUGUUCCCGUCCUCCCCCCAGCACCAGAUCCUCCACUUCUAUUCUGGCUUCUGGCCCCAGGUCAAGGACAUCAGGGAAAAGAUGAACUCCUAAGGACUCAGUGCUGGGGCAGGGGAGACUGGAAGGUGGUGGUGUAUAUACAAGGAAACAGUUUAGAGGUUGAACAUGCUGACCUGGAAGUGCCUGUGGGGCAUCUGGGGAUAGACACAGGCUGGGCUAGAGAUCGAGCUCAGAGUGGCAUGCAAAGGCUUGCAGAUAGAUGAGGUGGCCCACGGAGAGAUGAUGGAGUCCUGGGAACACCUAUGUUUACAAGAUGGCUAAAGGGGAGAAAGCAGCAAAGGCCCAGGAUCCCAAAUACUCUGAGGCCCUGACUUGUACCAUGGGACUGGUCCCUUCUCUCAGAAGGUUCAGAUGGGUCAGGGCAAGCAAGAGAAGCCAAGACUCUCUUAGGCAACCAGGAGGAAAACUCCAGACCCCUACCACACAGGACUUCCCUGUAGCACUGAGUAUUCCAGCUUCAACCCUCAACUCUUGCUCUGGAAAUGUCUGACUCCUGCCCUGUCCUCAGAUCCCUGGCCUCUAGAUGAUGGAGAAUGCCCAGGGCACAGUCCUUGGACCUCUUCUCUUUCACCCUCCUUUCCAACAUACAAAUACCAUUAUAUGCCAACAGCUCCCCAAAUUAGAUCUCCUGUCCAAUCCUGUUUCCAGACUUUAGAUUCCCAUAUAAAACCACCCACUGGACAGAUUUUCAUCCCCAAGCCUGCUCCUCCCACACUCUUUCCUAUCUCAGUAAAUGGCAAAUUCAUUCUUCUCAUUGCUCAGGCCAAAAUCUUUGAAGUCAUCCCUGACUCCAUUCUGUCUCAUACUCUAUCCACAUCCCAGCUGUUAGCAAAUCGUAUAGGUGUUACCUGCAAAAUUAUCUAGAAACCAACCACUUCUCAUUACCCCACCACCAUCACCCAGGUUUGAGCCAGUCACCUCUCUUGGAUUACAGAAGUGGUCUUCUGAUCAUCUUCCAGCCUUUUUGCUCUGACUCACCCAUAUAGUCUCAAUACAGCAGUUAGUGUUCCUUUAAAAAAAUAAGCCAAAUCAUUUCAUCCCUCUUCCCUAAGCCUUCCAAUGGGCUCCAGGUCCCUACUUCUCUCUCCCUAUAGCCGGAUGGCUUUACUGUUCUUGUUUCCACCACUGAGCCUUUGCAAUGGCUAUUCCCUCUGCCUGGAAUGUUCUUCCUUCAGGUAUCUGCAUGACUUUUGUUUUCCCUUCUGUGCUUACACUGUUUAUAGCAACAAACAAAACAGUAUUAAAAAAACAAAUGGAAAGGUGAUAAUUUUUAAACAUAUUGGUUAUAAACUCUACUAAAAACUUUAAAGAGCUUUUUUUGAGGCAAAGUGAAGCACCACCUCACCCCAUCCCCAGGCUCCUGGUUUGGGGAUACAUACUGCCCCCCAGCGGCCAUUCUAGGAAAAAAGUCCCAUCUUCUGGGGGUUGCUGGUGUACUCUACAUUGGGACACAGUAUAAACUUCCAUCCCAUCUAUCCUGACCUGCCAGAUAAUACAGCCCCAGGGACUCCAAGGCACUCUGUGUGAGCUUUCCUUGUUCUGUGUAGUGGAAGACAUAGGUUUUGGAGCCGGACCUUACGGAAUUUCAGAUCCCCUUAAUUAUUCACUGAGUGAUCUAGGUAGGGCAAAUCUUCAACCUUUAGUUUCCCCACUGCUAAAAUGGAGAUAGUAAGAAUGUACACUUCAGGGGCAUCUGAGUGAGUCAAUCAGUUGAGCGUCCGACUCUUAGUUUUGGCUUAGGUAAUGAUCUCGGUCGUGGGAUCAAGCUUUGCAUUGGCCUCUGCGCUCAGUGGAGAGUUGGCUUGAUAUUCUCUCUCCCUCUCCCCUCACUCUCACACUCCCUAAAAUCAAUGUAUCUUAAUGUGUAUGUAUAUACAUAUACAUACAUACUUCAAGGGUCUUUGAGGAAUGAGAGGAGCACAGAGCUUGAUGUAUAUUAAGUGGUCCAAAGCUGUUAUCUACUAUCAGAGGAGAUUCUUGGUGAAGUGUGGGUGCAUGAGUACCUUGGACUCUCUCCCCCUUGCAUCCAACCUGGGGUGACUGAAAGGGAGUUGACUAAAGGCCCCAGCCCUUGCCAGAGCAGCUUUGCAACUGCUUUGUUCCUUCCCCCAAGUGAGCUAUGCUGUCAGACAGUCGUGGGAUGAGCUCGAGGCUUGAUUGUGCUAAGAUGCCACUUUACACUGGGAGAAUCUCCCCAUCUCUUAGAUCCGGUCUACCUACUACCCUUCCGCCCCUUUUUAUAUUUUUAUUUAUUUAUUCGAGAGAGAGAGAGAGAGACAGAGAGACAGAGAGAGAUAGAGACAGGCAGAGGGAGAAGCAGGCUCCAUGCAGGAAGCCUGACGUGGGACUUGAUCCCAGGUCUCCAGGAUCAUGCCCUGGGCUGAAGGUGGCGCUAAACCGCUGAGCCAUCCGGGCUGCCCCUCACUACCCUUCCAAUGGCUUGGGACAGACACUUACGUGAUAGAUGGGGAGAUCAAUGCCUAGACACUGGAAGCGAACUGCCCAGGGUUCAGACUGAGUUGAAGCAGCCAAUCAGGCAUCCUAGCAGUUUAGCUGAGUUAUAUGCAGCCAGGUCUCCCAGGAGGCUAUGCCUUAUGAAGAGUGACCACAUAAAGCCUGGGGCUGAGAGCAGCCUGGGCCACUGAGAAGGACUCCAGGGGAAUUCUGUUUGGAGAAGACAGUAGCCCUUUUCUUGAGGACUCAGACCCCUCCUGGCCUAGAGGCAGUUCUAGGCUGGGAAACCCAAAACCUAGAUUACAGCCUUUGCCUGACUUACACUGAGUGUGAUUCCAUGGGGCCUUGUCCCUUCUGGGCUAGGCCUUUGUAGACUAAGGGGUCAGGCUAGUUUUAGAGCUUUCCCUGGGGAUUUGUGAGCUCUAAAAGGCCAGAAGAGAUGGUAUGGGACAUUUGUGCUGAGGCCACAUAGGGAGCUCAAGAGGAAGAAACUCCCCAACAGGUAUGGGAGGGCAUAUGGGAGGACUGAUGAGGAAGGCAGGUCUGUGAAGGUGACCAGGUAUUCCUUCCCAUUUUAAAAGUCACACUGGCAGGUUCUCAGAAAGUAAGGUCUCCAGGCUUUCAGGCAUGAAGCAAGAAGGCUGACACUAUGUGAGGAGCCCCACCCCCAAAACUAAAUCACAGGACCCACUGUUUGAAACUUUGAACCUCUCCUACGAGACUGGCAUUCUUUCUUCCCCUCCAUGGUCUGUUCUCUGGCCUGUCCAGGACAGGAUCCAGAGCUACCUCACAGACUCUGCAAUCAGGAGGGCUUGCUUUCAUCUCCAAGCCUGAAUACAACCUCCCACUGCACUGCAGACUGGCAGGCAGCUCUCUCAAACAAGCCAGAGGGAAUUCCAGAGAUAAGAACUUGGGUCCCUGUAAAGCUCUGGUCCCAUAAAGAAUCUCCUGGUGAAGGAUAGUAGGGCUGGAAGGGGAAGGGGUGCUGUCACCUGAUUUCUCAGUAAGCAAUAGUGUGAGGUCUUGGUGCCUAUCGGAUCCCUCCACAAAUGGCUCUUUUUAGUCCAUGCUCAUGUAGUCUUGCCCAAGGCCACUGCUCAGUGGAGGAUCCACCAAUCCCACGAGAAGCAGUUUCCCCUUGCUGAGGGGCUCUGGGGUCCCUUCAGUGAUCCAAGAGUGUUAGCUCCCUGCUGAGGCUGAGUAGCCUAUCCGAUCUCACGAAAUCUCUUCCCUUUGCAGCACCAAUCUCCAUCAUCCUUAUCUUCUCACUUCAAUCAUUCCUACAGCUCUUGGCUGGGCUGCUUGCCUCAAAGUUAAUCUUCCAAUCCCUUCUUCACACUCUGCCUGAGACACUGCUCUAGAACAGGGUGGGCAAACUAAGGUCCUUAACCAAAUCCAGCCUGCUGCCUGAUUUUUGUACAACCCAUGAGCUAAGAAUGGUUUUUACAUUUUUAAAUAGCUGGAAAAAAAUGACGAUAUUUUGUGACAUGUAAACUGUGUUAGAUUUUGAUUUCAAGGUCUAUAAAUAAGGUGAUCCUAGGACAGAGUCAUGCUCAUUUGCUUAUGUAUUAUCUGCGGCCACUUUGACAUCAUAAUGGCAGAAUUGGGUAGCUGCAACAGAAACUAAGAUUCACAAAGCCUUAAAAUAUUUCCAAUCUGGAUUUUACAGAAAACAUUUACUGGUAAUUCCCACUCUGCAUCAAAACCCCAACCAUGCCAUACUUUGCUUAGGACCCUCCAGUGGCUCCCUAUGGCUCUCCACAGCUGACCUCUUCUUUUCCACCUCUCAGCCUCACCACCUGUUCUUCUACUUGUCUGCCCAUUCUGGACAACUAAUCUUUCCUCAACCCCACCACAAACCAUAUUCCUGGGCUUGUCUUAUAUGGUUUACCUUUUCUUGGCAAGACUCUCUCCUUCCCGUAAUGGCAGUCUACCAUCUUAGGACUCAGCCCAAAUGUUUCUUCCUGUUUCCCUUCUCUCAACCAUGAAAAUUAACCCAUUCCUACAAUACCACAGGAAACUCCUCUUAUAGUUCUACUUAGUUUUUAAUGACAGACUAAUGACCUAUUUGUGCCAGAUCAACCAAUUUCAUUAUAAAUAUUUGCUCAGGUGGGGCACCUGGGUGGCUCAGUUAAGUGUCUGCUUUUGGCUUAGGUCACCAUCCAAGAAUCCUGGGAUGGAGGCCCUCAUCCGUUCCCUGCUCAGCAGGGAGCUUGCUGCUCUCUCUCCUUCUGCUAUUCCCCCUGCAUGUGUUCUCUCUCAAAGAAAUAAAAUCUAAAAAAAAAAAAAAAAAAAAAAAAAAAAAAUAUUCAUUCAAGUAUGUGUUCUCUGCUGGAUUACUAACUGAAAGAACAACUACAGCCUUAGCACAAGGCUGCAUGGGGUAGGCACAUAAGCAUUCACCAGAAGAAAUCUGUUUACAUUCUAUAACUUUACUGGGCUAAUAUGAAGACGCUUAUAUGUUUUCCAGAUACCAAGUAUCUUUUUUUUUUUCUUAAGAGAGAGAGAGGGCAAGGGGGAGUGGGAGAAGUGGGGCGAGGGGCAGAAGAAAAAAAUCUUAAGCAGUCUUCAUGCCCAAUGUGGAGCCCAAUGAGGGGCUUGAUCUCCCAACACUGAGAUCAGGACCUGAGCCAAAAUCAAGAGUCAGAUGCUUAACUGACUGAGCUACCCAGGUGCCUCUUUUUUUUUUUUUUUUU
Nyctereutes procyonoides (raccoon dog) is the source of this 11470-nucleotide messenger RNA. RefSeq names its product aquaporin 7 (gene AQP7). The transcript has 6 exons. The record is from RefSeq and is a predicted model, not a curated record. Gene Ontology annotation, biological process: glycerol transmembrane transport; water transport. The coding region runs from base 779 to 1663 and encodes 294 amino acids. Gene Ontology annotation, molecular function: glycerol channel activity; urea transmembrane transporter activity; water channel activity. Lineage: Eukaryota; Metazoa; Chordata; Mammalia; Carnivora; Canidae. Gene Ontology annotation, cellular component: basolateral plasma membrane; plasma membrane.